Molecule: messenger RNA, 1275 nt
Organism: Pollicipes pollicipes
Lineage: Eukaryota; Metazoa; Arthropoda; Thecostraca; Pollicipedomorpha; Pollicipedidae
Product: SH3 domain-binding protein 5-like
Exons: 9
Biological process (GO): intracellular signal transduction
Cellular component (GO): cytoplasm
Molecular function (GO): protein kinase inhibitor activity
Source: RefSeq, a predicted model, not a curated record
UUAGGGCAGUGAAAGUUGCCGCAGUUUUUACUCCUUCUCUAACAGUUUUUGGUUUUUAUUCCUUACUUACCUAUUGGCCAAUUUCGGAACUAGUCGACCGAGUUAACGAGGCCGAGUUUGCGAGGGGCGCGGGGUCCGUCGCCCAAUUGCAGAUGCGCGUGUUGACAGAAUAUUGGCGGUCUUGUAGCGGAGAUUAGCGAAGACUGAACUGGAAAAUUGACGAUUACAAUCGAAGUUGCAAAAGGCUGGCUUUUAUGACCUUUUCGUUGUGCGUUGGUAAGCCGGUGCUUUGGCACUGUGCCUCCAGUGCCGUUAGGGGCCUGUGUUCAAGACGGGCUCUAGACUAGCACCUUUGUAAGUUCAUAGUUGUGAUAUUUUGCAGAUAACAUCAGCACAGCUAUGGAUGCUGCUCAGUAGAGAAAUGGAACCAUGUCUUUUGAAGACUUUGAUUCUCAAUGUCCAAUAGCUAAUGAACAUGUAAAUAGGCUGGAAUUUAUAAACCCACAAAUCCAGGUUGAGUUGGAGCAGCUGAACUCCGCAACAGACAAUAUUAACAAAUUAGAACUGGAACUUGAUGAUGCACGUGCACAAUUCAGAUCUCUGUUAAUUGAGUCCACACAGAAGAUUGAUGCCCUUGCUAAAAAACUUGGUUCCUGUGUGGAAAAAUCAAGACCUUACUAUGAAGCAAGGAUAAAAGCCAAACAGGCGCUGCAGCGGACGCAUGAUGCGGCCGUGCGUUACGAGCGGGCCAGCUCGCACCACCAGGCGGCCAAGGAGCUGGUGGCCCUGGCUGAGGAGGGGCUCACCACUCAGGGACACACGUUCGACCAGUCCUGGCAGGAGAUGCUCAACCACUCCACUGAGAAGGUGAACAGCGCCGAGCACGAGCGCACGCAGAGCGCCAAGAACCACGAGUUGUGCUCGCGCGAGUACCAGCUGAUGGAGGGAGAAGUCAAGCAGCUGCAGAAGGACUUGAAGCGUGAGAUCGCCCGCUCGCGCAUGGGCGUACGCCGCAGCCUGCUUUCAAUGAACACACUUGUCAACACGCUGAACCUGCAAAUGCUACCCUACUUCGAGAUGAAGGCGCACUUCAACCAGCUGAUGGAGAUGCAGAAGCGCCAGGUGAGCGACCUGGAGGCGGAGGUGCAGGCCACCAAAAUCACCUACGCCGAGACGCUGCGGCGGCUGGAGGAGAUCAGCAACGGUAUUCACGAGGCUCGCGGUCUGGGCGCCGCCGGCUGCGAGAGCCUGGGGGUGCGCGGCGCCGGCGUGGGC